Messenger RNA from Paralichthys olivaceus (Japanese flounder), 1923 nucleotides. Lineage: Eukaryota; Metazoa; Chordata; Actinopteri; Pleuronectiformes; Paralichthyidae. The record is from RefSeq and is a predicted model, not a curated record.
CCGGGGGAAUGGGACCGUGUCUGCGGAGCUUUGUGCGUGUGUGUGCGGGCAGAGAGCAGAGAUACUGGGGCAGACGUGUGGAGGACAGACCCGGAGCCUCCUCUUCUCAGCCAGCGACACUUGAGUGCAGCUGAAGCCGCAGUGAGGUGGAGGUUCCCGGCGCACUGCUGCGCCGCGCCGCGGGGGAUGUGCGCACACAAUGGGAGACGACGCGCUGGCACCGUCCGGGACUCGACAACAACGUUCACCCGCGGGUUGUGCGCAAUGGAGACCGGAGCUGGAUCCUGAGCUGCCCGCCGGACAGGACGGGUCCCGCUGCUGAGGACUCCCUCUGCCCGCCUGCAGGAGUGUUUUUACUCCGGUGCAGAGGCUGCUGUGAGCCGGGGACAGGAGCGGAGGAGCCGCCUGCUCCGAGUGCCUGCUGCCGGUUCGAUUCCGCUGGGACGAACCCGGAAUGUAUUUCCUGCGUCAAAGUGCUGUUUGCACAUCUGGAUCAGAGGGAAGUCCAUGUUUGGAGUCGAACCAGUGUUGGAAACGUCUUCAGCCACAGCAGAGCUUCUCUUCUUAAUGUGAUGAAGGUCUCACUCGCAGGAACUUCAGCAUCUUCUCAGUGUCUCUCAGGAAAGUGGAUCUGUGAUUAAACACCUUCAGUCGGUGUUCUUUGCUGCAGACUCUUCAGAGGGAGGAGGAGGAGGAGGAGGAGGAGUAUGUACCUCCUGGACAGUAACUGCACUGACAGGAUGGACAGGGGCACGCCUCAGAGGAAGACCGUGUACCGCAUCUCCCUCACCCUGGUGAAGAGGGAGAGUCUGGACGACGAGGAUGGAGAGCAGGACCCCCGAAGAGCGGAGAACCCCAAGGUGGGCGCCUUCCGCCGGGAGGGCUCGGUGGAGGUCCAGCGCGGCGGCCUGCUGGAGCAGCUGAAGGAGGUGGAGGACGAGAACGACGACUUGUCCUCGUCACACAGAUACAUGAGGAACUUCAGGACGUUCAGCACCGGGCAGCUGGAGCUGGGGAGGAUGAAAAUGUCCAGGAAACAGAACGAGCUGAAGGAAAAGGCCACCAGCCCGUUAGCAGAGCAGAGCAGAGCGACCCCCGAGAGCAUCUCAGCUCAGGGUGCAGAGGACGCUCCCAGGGAGGACAGGCGGCAGGAAGCAGAGGAUUCAGAGGCGAUUUCCUCUGAACCUCCUCAAACAGAGGCUGCGCUGGAGAACGGCAGCGAUCAGAAGAAGAAGAGGCUCCUGAAAGCAAAGAGCGUGGAGGAGAGGAGCUCUGACGCUGCUCUGAACGGCGAUGAGAUAUCUCACUCCAAGAGUAACGGGAAACCAGCGAAAGUUACUUCUCCUGAGACCCCCCCUCCGAAGAGACCACCCGGACUCCUGCGUCGCAGCUUCAGCUUCAGGCACUGGACGGGCGGCGAGCUGCUGCGUCUGCGGGCGCUCUCCAAAGACAAACACCACAGCAGCUCCGGUUGCAUCACCCGUGACGCGGGGCCUGAAGGCGGUGAGGUGACCCCAGAGGCUGCCGCUGUGCCGCCACCUUCUCGCCACAACGACCUCACCAGAGAGAAGAGCAGGACCCUGGAGGUCGGAGCCGUCCUGAACAAGACGGACUCCAUGACGGAGCUGAGCCGCUGGGAGAGAGCUCGCGGCAACAAGAACCGAACGCUGGACAACAGCGACCUGCAGCGUCUGGCGGCCGAGAAGGACGCACCAGGAGGGGGGUUCCUGCUGCGGGGCGGAGGCGGUCGCUCCAGUGAGAGGCGUCUGGUUCGCUUCUUCAGCGGGAUCUUCUCCAGGAGGGACGGGGUGUCCACUUCCACGCCGGUAGGAAGCCCCAGCACCAACCGGUCCCUGCGGCGGAGCAGGAGGGCGGCGCUGUCUCAGUCCAGUACGGAGAGCAUGAACGGAGGAAGCACUGACG